GAGAUCAACAAAGCAUUUGAUUUGAAUGUCCUCACAGAACCGGAAUAUAAGUCUUCAUUGAAAUAGGGUUUAUUAUUAGAGCACUAUAGUUUCAAUUAAAGUAUUUGUGGACUUCAGUGACAGAAACUUCUGGGUAUCACAGGCGGGCGUCAUCGCUUCUGUGUUGUGACGGUGCAAACCGGUGGAGCGUCCAAUGAUUCAACAGCUGAUCGGGGUUAAUUUUACCCUACCAACCUAUAUAUAUAACGACAGCCCGGGUGAAACAUCUGCACAAGAGACCGGCUAGUUUUUAAGGAGUCUUUCGGGUUUUAAGAGGCAACAAUGGCAGUUCCUAUAGCUGCAUUACAACUGAGCACACCAUCCAGCCCCAGUCUGCUGGAGCACAACAUUCACAACAACAACAAAGAUUUAGGAAGGAUUUCAAUGGACAAUGACAACGACACUCUGCCUUUACAUUCUUCUUGGACCUUCUGGCUUGAUAGAUCUCUCCCAGGAACUACAGCAGCUGAAUGUGAGUCAAACUUGAAGAAAAUCUACACCGUAGAGACCGUCCAGAACUUUUGGAGAGUUUACAACAACAUACCCAGCGUCUCCAGCUUGCUAAUGAGAUGUAGCUAUCAUCUGAUGAGAGGAGAAAGAAAACCACUCUGGGAAGAAGAAAGCAAUGCUAAAGGUGGUGUCUGGAAGAUGAAAGUACCCAAGGAAUGCACUCCUGUUGUGUGGAAGGAGUUGCUUUUGGCUAUUAUUGGAGAGCAGUUCAGUGAUUAUUGUCCCUCAGAUGAUGAAGUUGUGGGUGUCAGCGUCAGCGUAAGAGACAGAGAAGAUGUGUUUCAGGUCUGGAACGGAAACGCUUCUUGUGCUAACGAUUCAAACAUCUUAAGCAGGAUCAAUGAGCUCCUUCCCAAUAUCCCUUUUAAAGCUGUGUUUUACAAACCACACGAGGAGCACCACGCUUUUGAAGGAGGGCGAAGACGUUAGGGUAUUUUGCACAUCACAGCCCAUGAGACGUACACUUAUUUUGGAUGUUUUGGAUCAUAUUUGCUCACAUAUUGAAGCAAUAGAGUUUAUAGUUGCUUCAUCUGGAUCAUCUUGAUUACCUCAAAAUGGAGCCCAUGGUUUAUGAUUCUCAAUCACUACUGUCUUAGAAUUAUCCAAAAUAGUUUCACUUUAGUCAAAAGAAAAAAAAAAUGUUACCUUGACUUUUAUCUGUCGCAGUGUUUGUGUGUUUUUAUACUUUAACAUUUUGCAAAUCUUUAAUCAAAACAGCAGAUCGUGUACAUGUCGGACAUUUUUAGAUGUAUUUUGGCAUAUUUAGUUUUGUUUCAUGAGCACAAAGCUAGGUCUCUUUGGAUCUAAAAGAAGGCAAAGCAAACCUUUUACAAUAAAUGUAAGGCUUUUCUAGUGAGUUUAUCAGUGCUUUAUACGUUACAGCCAAAAAACGUUUGCCGAUCAUAAAUAUUUUGUAUUCUCUAAUACUGAUAUUUGAGCAGAAAAUUGCACAUUCUUUAUUGACUUUUUUAGGAUACGAGCGGAUUGUUUAAAGGAAUAUGUUCCUGAUAAAAUAAAAUGACCUCAUUACACAAAUCAUGA
This is a messenger RNA of Notothenia coriiceps (black rockcod), 1590 nucleotides long. RefSeq names its product eukaryotic translation initiation factor 4E family member 3 (gene eif4e3). The transcript is spliced from 7 exons. The record is from RefSeq and is a predicted model, not a curated record. Gene Ontology annotation, molecular function: RNA 7-methylguanosine cap binding; translation initiation factor activity. Gene Ontology annotation, cellular component: eukaryotic translation initiation factor 4F complex. Gene Ontology annotation, biological process: translational initiation. Lineage: Eukaryota; Metazoa; Chordata; Actinopteri; Perciformes; Nototheniidae. Bases 322 to 978 code for a protein of 218 amino acids.